AUGCUCCAUCCCCUUCAGUUGCCAGGGACGCCCUUCAAGCACGAUGAUCAAGGGGUUGCGUUCCGCCCCGAGCUGCUGGCGCUGGCUGCUGCCAUGUCCCAGUCGAUGCACGGAGGGGACUACGAUGCGGUGCAUGUGAGGCGAGGAGACAAGGUUAACCCGCGCCUGUGGCCCCACCUUGACAACGACACGCAAGCAGCAUCGCUACUGGAGAAGCUGCCCAAGUUCGUUGAACCUGGACGCACGCUGUACAUCGCCACCAAUGAGCACGCACCAGGUUUCUUUGACCCUUUGAAACGCCUCUAUGACAUUCGCCUGUGGCAAGACUUCAAGCACCUGUGGGUCCCGGGCACCAUGUGGUAUGAUGGGUAUGAGAAGAUUUCCGGGGCUCAUCCAACCAUGGACACAUACAUGGAGGUUAUUGUUGAGUACUCUGUUGUGACAUUGGCGAAGCGUGUUGUUGAGACUUUUAAUGACUUGACAAGUGACGAUGCGAGUGGGGCUAAAUCGUAG
Molecule: messenger RNA, 513 nt
Organism: Closterium sp. Naga37s-1
Lineage: Eukaryota; Viridiplantae; Streptophyta; Zygnematophyceae; Desmidiales; Closteriaceae
Source: the annotation of a GenBank genome assembly